AUUAAUUAUGAAAGUAAUUCUAAUUAUUUUAAUUAUUGGAUAUGUCGUUUACGUUAAUUCCCUAGCAAUUCAAUCAAAAAAUGACGAUACUGAUAACAAUGAACACAAAAGAAGGAAGAGGUACCUGGGCCUAAACAAAAGAUACAAGUUAAACAAAUUAUAUGAAGAAUGCGUCGCACCAGGAGAUAAUAAAGGACAUUGUAAACACUUAUCGUUCUGUCCGUUGGACGUUUUAAAGAGCACUGGAAAUUCCUUAGAUUAUUUGUGCGUUAUUGAAAAAACACAUGUAGGCGUAUGUUGUCCAGACGACAUCGCAGUGAACAGCUAUGCUGGUUCACAAAUUAUCAUGAAUCUACCUGCUGGGGGUAAUGAUUACGACAAAGAUGAUAAUGUUACAGGUUGUGGCAUACCUUUGAUGGGAAGAUCCGAGGUGGCGACGAAGAGUACCAGCAUUCAAGAAUGGCCCUGGAUGGCUGCCCUUUAUAGGCCCAAGCAGAUGAUGGAAGGUUCAGAACAGCAGUUUUGUGGUGGAGCCCUAAUCACCGAUACUCACAUAUUGACGGCUGCACAUUGCACUCAAGGUUUAACCCCCAAGGAUAUCCGGGUGAGGUUGGGGGAAUACGACUUUGCGAAGCGCAACGAGACGCGUGCCUUGGACUACGCAGUGAGUCAGAUAAUCGAACACGAAGAAUUCGUCCUUGCCACUUAUGCAAAUGACAUCGCUGUACUGCGUUUGGAAAAACCGACCAGCUUUAAUUCGUACAUUUGGCCAAUUUGUUUGCCACCAAGGAGAAGGAAAUACGAGAAGGAAACCGUCGUUGUGGCUGGAUGGGGCCAGCAAUUUUAUUCUGGACCGUUGAGUCAAGUGCUAUUGCAAGUUGCCAUUCCGGUGUGGGAGCACAAAAAGUGUGUGGAUUCUUUCAUACAAACUAUUACAGACGACAACAUUUGCGCUGCUGGGUAUGAAGGCGGAAAAGAUUCCUGUUUGGGUGACUCAGGAGGUCCGUUGAUGUACCAACUAGAAAAUGGUAGAUGGGUGACAAUUGGAGUAGUAUCAUGGGGAGUUGGUUGCGGCAAUAAGGAGAGUCCUGGCAUUUACACCAAAGUGAGCAACUACUUACCUUGGAUUAUUAAAAAUACUAUAGCUAAAUAAAUUGUAUGAUACCAUGUAAAAAUAGGAAAAGGAAAUAAUAUAUUCGCGUGUUUUGA
Messenger RNA from Brassicogethes aeneus, 1209 nucleotides. Lineage: Eukaryota; Metazoa; Arthropoda; Insecta; Coleoptera; Nitidulidae. The record is from the annotation of a GenBank genome assembly.